AUGGAGGUUUGUUGUCGUGGUUGCAUGCCAUGCUGUAGUCGACUAUGGAACUGGAUAUGGCCCGAAUUCCAUUACCCAAAUAUGACCCGACCAGCCGAAAUCCCCACUAUUUCAGGUGAUAUCCGUUCCCCGUCCCCCAAGCAGAAACCGACUCAGCUCUAUGCGGCUCUGUUUGAUUUCGAAGCCAGGAGCGAGGAGGAGCUGACUAUCAAGGAAGGGGACAAGCUGUCAGUAAUAGAAAAGAGGGGGGAUUAUGUGCUUGCCAAAAAACUUACCGGUUCGAUGGAGUCCGGACUGGUCCCGGCUACAUAUGUGGCCAUUCUACAGGACGAGUUCGCUAAUCACAAGUGGUAUUAUGGGAACAUCAACCGGCUGAAGGCUGAGAAACUGCUCCAAGCCUCUCAGAAUAAGGAUGGCUCGUUCCUGGUACGCAUUAGCGAGAGCCACAGUGAUGAAUACACCAUCUCAGCCAGAAACGAUGGGAAAGUGUUCCAUUUCCGGAUCCAGCGUUCAUUGAUCGGGGCGUACUUUGUGUCAGACAAGAUUUCCUUCGCCACUCUGGGGGAGCUGAUCCGCUACUACCAGAACAACUCCAGGAGUCUAGGAGUGCCUCUGGAUGAGCCAUGUGCACAGCAGAGGGAGCUGUUUGACAUGGAGCCCUGGGAGCAUCCUCGGGAGGAGUUUAAACUGCAAAGGAAGCUGGGGGAGGGCCACUUUGGAGAGGUGUGGGAGGCCCUGUGGAUCAACCAGAAAAAGAAGGUGGCCAUCAAGAUGCUCAAACAAGAGGACACUAAGCAGGAUGAGUUUGUGAAGGAGGUGCAGGCACUUAAGAACCUCCACCACCCCAAGCUGAUCCAGCUGCUGGCCCUGUGUUCCAGGGGAGAGCCCGUGUACAUCGUCACUGAGCUCAUGACCAAGGGCAACCUAAAGUCCUACCUGGACACGACGGAGGGUCAUGUGCUGUCCUCUGCCCACCUCAUCUACAUGGGCAGCCAGGUGGGCGAGGGCAUGGCCUACCUGGAGGACCGACACAUCGUGCAUAGGGACCUGGCGGCCAGGAACAUCCUGGUGGGAGAUGACCUGGUCUGUAAGGUGGCUGACUUUGGACUGGCACGGAUCAUUAAGGACAGUGUGUACACAGCCAGCAGAAGCACUAAGAUCCCAGUGAGAUGGACGGCCCCUGAGGCUGCUCUCUACCAGCGUUUCUCUGUCAAGUCUGACGUCUGGUCCUUCGGUGUGCUGCUCUAUGAGAUGAUGUCACGAGGAAAGAUGCCAUACGAUGGAAAGAGCAAUAAGGAGGUGCUGGAGCUCCUGUCGACAGGCUACAGGUUGUCCUGUCCAAGUAGGUGUCCCCCCAACAUCUAUCGCAUUAUGUUGGAGUGCUGGAACCCAGAGGCCUCUAAGCGGCCCUCCUUCCAUGCCCUGCACAGCCAGCUAGACAUAAUCUACGCCCGCAUCUACUUCAAGACCAUGGAGGUCUAG
Salvelinus namaycush (lake trout) is the source of this 1482-nucleotide messenger RNA. RefSeq names its product tyrosine-protein kinase SRK3-like. Gene Ontology annotation, cellular component: extrinsic component of cytoplasmic side of plasma membrane. The record is from RefSeq and is a predicted model, not a curated record. The coding region runs from base 1 to 1482 and encodes 493 amino acids. Gene Ontology annotation, molecular function: non-membrane spanning protein tyrosine kinase activity; ATP binding; signaling receptor binding. The transcript is spliced from 8 exons. Gene Ontology annotation, biological process: innate immune response; cell differentiation; protein phosphorylation. Lineage: Eukaryota; Metazoa; Chordata; Actinopteri; Salmoniformes; Salmonidae.